AUGGCAACUGCUGAACGCAUGGAACUGCUUCGUUCCCGAAAAAGAAUGAGCCGAAAUGAUGAGACACUUGUUACGGAUGCAAUGGUCUUUCUUCUUGCUUGUGAAGGAUAUAAAUUGACAAUCAAAAAGACCAAGAAAACAACAAAGACUGCAAAAAUGCUACUUCCAGAAAGUAUCACAAGACAAGCACAAAUCACACCAUCAGACAUCCAAACACUGUCAGACACACUCCUCACAUCAAUUGGAUACACACCACUCAACAAGAAUGUUGUCGACACAAUGACACAAAAACAAGCAAAAAGAACAAGAGAAGCACAACUCAACAAUGGCAUGCUUGCUCUUCUUGUCAACGAGGGUUAUUCCUUUGUCGAGAAAAAGGUCAAAAGAGCACAUCUCACUGAAAGACUCAUCAGAAUACAAUCUAUCUCAAAGCAAAAUACAACCUACGACAAACAAGCACUCAUCAAACUCGGCGAAGAAAUCAUCACUAUCGUCGACAAAUCAAAUGAACACCUCACUACUAUCACUGCCGAAUCACUCAUCACUUUCAACAACUCUCCACUCAUCACACCGUCAAACACUCUCUGCAACUCACUUGCACCAGAGACUACAUCAGUCACACCUGAAACAUCUUCUCCUGACCAAACAAAGCAAGAAGAACAAUACUUAUACUACUCACAAAAUCAACUACCGUGUUACCAAUACACACAAUACCAACAAUACCAACAAUACUACUACAUCGACCCUCUAUCCGGUCAAUACACUUUCUUCUGCUUGUAA
Messenger RNA from Entamoeba invadens IP1, 780 nucleotides. RefSeq lists its product as hypothetical. NCBI's taxonomy places the organism in Eukaryota, Evosea, Mastigamoebida, Endamoebidae. Bases 1 to 780 code for a protein of 259 amino acids. The record is from RefSeq and is a predicted model, not a curated record. The transcript has a single exon.